Molecule: messenger RNA, 564 nt
Organism: Magnolia sinica
Lineage: Eukaryota; Viridiplantae; Streptophyta; Magnoliopsida; Magnoliales; Magnoliaceae
Product: glycine-rich cell wall structural protein 2-like
Exons: 1
Coding region: 43-522 (159 amino acids)
Source: RefSeq, a predicted model, not a curated record
ACUUUCACAAACUCAUACCUCAACCAACCAUUUCACUCUAAAAUGCUAAAAUGCAACACCUAUUUCAACACCUCCCUCAUCCUCUUCGUGUUCUCACUAACCUACACCUCCCUAGCGUACGAUAUCAGCGGUGGCAGGAAGGCGCUGACGCCGGCCAUGUGGACAACCCCCAGCGGCGGCAAUAGUGGAUCAGGCCAUGGUUCAGGCCCAGGUGGCAGCUGGGACUACAGCUGGGGGUGGGGCUCAGCUCCUGGAAGUGGUUGGGGAUACGGGUCCGGCUCCGGUCGGUCCCCGACUGGGAGCGGUAAAGGGUUCGGGUUCGGUUAUGGGUCUGGUACCGGGUCUGGAUCCGGUUCUGGUUAUGGUUUUGGUAGCGGUGGUGCGCAUGGUGGUGGAUAUGGUUAUGGAAGUGGUUCUGGUGCUCCAGGAGGCGGCACGGGCGGGGGUGGUGGUGGUUCGGGUGGCCAGAGCUACCGAUCACAGCCGGUUCCUGAUGGGACGGUCAACAACGGUGGAAAUUGAACUGGGUUUGGUGUUUACUACUACUUACUAAGAGGAAUGUGU